GCCCGCAAAGGGGUUAUAGAUACUGCUGUGCGAACAGCAGAUGCUGGAUAUCUUACACGUAGUCUUGUUGAAGUAGUUCAACAUAUUAUUGUGCGUAGAAGAGAUUGUGGUACUAUCCGAGGUAUUUCUGUAAGUCCUCAAAAUGGGAUGACGGAAAAACUUUUUGUCCAAACACUAAUUGGUCGUGUAUUAGCAGACGAUAUAUAUAUCGGUUCACGAUGCAUUGCCGCGCGAAAUCAAGAUAUUGGAAUUGGAUUAGUCAAUCGAUUCAUAACUGCCUUUCGAGCACAACCAUUUCGAGCACAACCAAUAUAUAUUAGAACCCCCUUUACUUGCCGAAGCACUUCUUGGAUCUGUCAAUUAUGCUAUGGCCGGAGUCCUACUCAUAGUGAUCUGGUCGAAUUGGGAGAAGCCGUAGGUAUUAUUGCAGGUCAAUCAAUUGGGGAGCCAGGGACUCAACUAACAUUAAGAACUUUUCAUACUGGCGGAGUAUUCACAGGGGGUACUGCCGACCUUGUACGAUCCCCUUCGAAUGGAAAAAUAAAAUUCAAUGAGAAUUUGGUUCACCCCACACGUACCCGUCAUGGGCAGCCUGCUUUUCUACGUUAUAUAGACUUGCAUGUAACUAUUCAGAGUCAAGAUAUUCUAUAUAGUAUGAAUAUUCCCUCAAAAAGCUUGAUUCUAGUGCAAAAUGAUCAAUAUGUAAAAUCCGAACAAGUAAUUGCGGAGAUUCGUGCCGGAACGUCCACUUUACAUUUUAAAGAAAGGGUACAAAAGCAUAUUUAUUCUGAAUCAGACGACGAAAUGCACUGGAGUACUGAUGUUUACCAUGCGCCCGAAUAUCAAUAUGGUAAUCUUCGCCGAUUACCAAAAACAAGCCAUUUAUGGAUAUUGUCAGUAAGUAUGUGCAGAUCCAGUAUAGCGUCUUUUUCACUCCACAAGGAUCAAGAUCAAAUGAAUACUUAUGGUAAAAAAUAUAGGGAAAUUCUUGAUUAUUCAACGUCGGAUCGAAUCAUGUCCAAUGGCCAUUGGAAUUUUAUCUAUCCUUCUAUUUUUCAAGAUAAUUCAGAUUUGUUGGCGAAAAAGCGAAGAAAUAGGUUCGUCAUUCCAUUACAAUAUCAUCAAGAACAAGAGAAAGAACUAAUAUCCUGUUUUGGGAUUUCGAUUGAAAUCCCCCUUAUGGGUGUUUUACGUAGAAAUACUAUUUUUGCUUAUUUUGAUGAUCCCUGAUACAGAAAAGAUGAAAAGGGUUCAGGACUCGAGCGGAAGACUUAGAAGAGGAAUAUGAGACCCUACAAGACGAAUACAGGACCCGAGAGGACGAAUAAUCUAAAUAUGGAAUCCUAGAAGACGAAUAUGAAUAUGAAACCCUAGAAGACGAAUAUGGGAGCCCAGAAAACGAAUAUGGGAACCCAGAGAACGAAUAUAGGACUUUAGAGAAAGACUAAGAAGAGGAAUCUGGGAGCCCAGAGAGCAAAUAUAGGACCCAAGAGGACGAAUAUGGAACUCUAGAGGAAGACUCAGAAGACGAAUAUGGCAGCCCCGGGGAAAGCGCAGAGGAAAAUAUGGUACUUUAGAGGAAGACUCAGAAGAAGAUUUAGAGGAUGAAUACGAGAGCCCAGAGGAAGAUGCCAUCUUAAAAAAAGAGGGUUUGAUUGAGCAUCGAGGAACAAAAGAAUUUAGUCUAAAAUACCAAAAAGAAGUAGAUUGGUUUUUUUCAUUCUUCAAGAAAUAGUAUUAUUGCCAAGAUCUUCAUCCCUAAAGAUACUUGACAAAAGUAUUAUUGGAGUGGAUACACAACUCACAAAAAAUAAAAGAAGGCGACUAGGCGGACUGGUCCGAGUGAAGAGACAAAAAUGCCAUAUGGAACUCCAAAUAUUUUCCGGAGAUAUUCAUUUUCUUGAGGAGGCGGAUAAGAUAUUAGGUGGUUGUUUGAUACUACCAGAAAGACAAAAAAUUAUUCUAAGGAAUCAAAAAAAGGAAAACUUGGGUCUACGUUCAAUGCAAAAAAAAUCUUAAGAGCUAGGAAAAGUAUUUUGUUUCCGUUCACCCUACAGUGGCAUAUGAAAUGGACGAAGGAAGAAAUUUAGCAACACUUUUCCCGCAGGAUCUCUUGCAAGAAGAAAAUAAUCUCCAAAUUCGACUUGUCAAUUUUAUUUCUCAUGAAAAUAGCAAGUUAACUCAAAGAAUUUAUCACACAAAUAGUCAAUUUGUUAGAACUUGCUUAGUAGUGAGUUGGGAACAAGAAGAA
Molecule: messenger RNA, 2251 nt
Organism: Aegilops tauschii subsp. strangulata
Lineage: Eukaryota; Viridiplantae; Streptophyta; Magnoliopsida; Poales; Poaceae
Source: RefSeq, a predicted model, not a curated record